This is a messenger RNA of Exaiptasia diaphana, 1947 nucleotides long. Its product is annotated as src substrate cortactin. Gene Ontology annotation, biological process: regulation of actin filament polymerization. Lineage: Eukaryota; Metazoa; Cnidaria; Anthozoa; Actiniaria; Aiptasiidae. Gene Ontology annotation, cellular component: cortical actin cytoskeleton; site of polarized growth; plasma membrane. The record is from RefSeq and is a predicted model, not a curated record. Gene Ontology annotation, molecular function: actin filament binding.
GGGGAAGGGUUACUGCAGGAAGUAAAGAGAACGUCUAGAGUGAAUCAUUUCAUUUCUGUAUCGACAAUGUGGCGAGCUACAGUCGGGGCAGAUGUAAAUGUUGGAGGGAACGGUGAUGAUGACGACUGGGAGACAGAUCCUGACUUCGUGAAUGAUGUAUCAGAGCAAGAGCAGAGAUGGGGAGCAAAGACUGUUGAAGGAUCAGGUCAUCAAGAAUCUUUAAAUAUCAAGGAUCUCAGACAGCAGGUUGAACAUGAUCAUCAAAAGGUUAAGCAAGAUGAAAUGGAGUCAGGUCCUAAAGCAUCAUAUGGUUACGGUGGAAAGUUUGGUGUUCAGAAGGACAGACAGGAUAAAAGUACUGUAGGCUUUGAUUAUGAAGCAAAGCUAUCCAAACAUCAAUCACARCAAGAUUAUGCCAAGGGCUUUGGUGGUAAAUAUGGUGUACAAAAGGAUAGAGUUGAUAAGUCUGCAGUUGGGUUUGACUAUGAAGCAAAGCUAUCCAAACAUCAAUCACAACAAGAUUAUGCCAAGGGCUUUGGUGGUAAAUAUGGUGUACAAAAGGAUAGAGUUGAUAAGUCUGCAGUUGGGUUUGACUAUGAAGGCAAAACUGAAUCUCAUCAAUCUGCUAAAGAUUAUUCAAAAGGCUUUGGUGGGAAAUAUGGAGUACAAAAAGACAGAGUCGAUAAGUCUGCAGUUGGAUUUGAAUAUGAAGGAAAAACGGAAGCUCACAGAUCAACCAAAGAUCACUCCAAGGGUUUCGGAGGCAAGUAUGGUGUGCAAUCAGACAGGAAGGACAAGUCUGCGGUGGGCUGGGAAUACCAAGAAAAGACUGAAAAGCAUGAAUCACAAAAAGAUUAUUCAAAAGGCUUUGGUGGAAAAUAUGGUGUUCAAAAGGACAGAGUUGACCAAUCUGCGGUGGGCUGGGAAUACCAGGAAAAGACUGAAAAGCAUGAAUCACAAAAAGACUACUCAAAAGGCUUUGGUGGCAAAUUUGGUGUUCAAAAGGACAGAGUUGACCAGUCCGCGGUGGGCUGGGAAUACCAAGAAAAGACUGAAAAGCAUGAAUCACAAAAAGGUACUGGUGUCGGUAUACAUAGUAAUUGUCCAUUUCUGGCCUUUAGACUUCACAUAGUGUCACGAAGAAAGUUAUUAAGUGCUGGUGGAUAUGACGAUAUGCAAGAGGUCAAAUCAGAAUACCAUACUGCUAAACCACGUACAGAGUCUGGUUCUGCKGGUGGUCUGAGAGCAAAAUUUGAAAACAUGGCUAAAGAGGGAGAGGAGGACGUCUCGCUAAGGAAGAACGUGAGAGAGAAGCGGCUCAGAAGAGACAGGAAAGGGAGGCUGCCCGGGAAGAAGAAGAGCGUGAAGAGGAAGAACGCCUGCAAGCCGAGGAAAACGCACGACGUGAAGCGGCCGAAGAAGCUGAGCGAGAAGAGGAGCAGGCUAGACGGGAGGCAGAAGAACAGGCUAGACGGGAGGAAGAAGAACAGGCUAGAAGGGAUGCAGAAGAACAGGCUAGAAGGGAGGCAGAUGCAUCACAACAAUAUGCACAACAAGAUGCUGAUGACUUGUACGAUUCUGCAGAAGCUGUUGCCCCAGAAACAGAUGAAGUCUCCAGUGGAAUYACGGUCACUGCGUUGUAUGACUAUCAAGCAGCUGGUGAGGACGAAAUCUCCUUCGAUCCUGGUGACGUCAUCACUGACGUCGAGAAGAUCGAUGAAGGAUGGUGGAUGGGUACUUUCAAUGGGCAAAGAGGACUCUUUCCUGCCAAUUUUGUCGAGGAACAGUAAAACGUUUYAUAAAGUGAUUCAUUCAUCAUUGUUAUAUUUUUAAUAAAUGCUGUAAUCAAUGUAUGUUUCAGCGUGAAACCGCUGACUCCAUCAUACUGUAAAAUCAUAGAAAGAUAACGACUUAUAAUAAACAACAUCAGAUUAUAUUGCUACUAAA